Linum trigynum is the source of this 1168-nucleotide messenger RNA. The record is from the annotation of a GenBank genome assembly. NCBI's taxonomy places the organism in Eukaryota, Viridiplantae, Streptophyta, Magnoliopsida, Malpighiales, Linaceae.
UCAGUUUUUGCUUCUCUUACUAGAACUGUUCUCUACUUCUCUCUCUAAAAAGAAAGGUUCUCACUUGGGCGUCGGAGUGUUAACGGACCUAACUGGUCCUCAAGGUGCUUGUGCGUGCAGGCAGGAUCUCGACAGGAAGCGUAGUAGAGAUCGAGGCACGGAGCGGAAGGAAGGAGACUUCGGGGCAUAAACAAUUGGCGCGCCAGAUAGGAGAAUAUAACCAACAAGGCGCAUGGAGGUUCUUGGAUCGGGAGAGAAAGAGGGCGACCCCUAACCUCAAGAGCAUGGGACGGAAGGAACAAAGGAGGCGGAAGAGCAUGACGGAAGGGGGAGUCUGAUAGACCGUUAGUUACACAUGUUUUCACCCCUGUUCUUACACCGUUUGAGAGGUGGUUUCUCGUGUUUUAGACCGAUUUCACGCUAGGUUGUGCUUGUUUGUGAUAUUUCAGGUCCUAGUACGUGAAUGAAGGCUUAGGAGCGAGUCUGGGGUCGAUUGGACGAAGAACGGACGAAUGGCGAGGUUUUUGGGGAGCUGCACGGGCAGACCAGGGAGGCUGCACGGCCGUGCACGUGAGCAAUAUGGCCGUGCGCCUUAUGCCGAGGACACGCACGGGCAACCCCUGAAGCUCGCACGGCCGUGCGAGAGGGCUGAAGUUCGACUAAAUGACACGCUGCGUUUUGAGUUGCACGGCCAGAAUGGUGAUAUGCACGGCCGUGCACCCUGGCCGUGCGAGUCGGGAUUUCCUGGUUUUAAGCCAAAUUCCGAACCAAAGAAGAGGGGGAGCUGGGUUUUGGAUCCCAAACACCCAAGGGACGAACCAAAGAGAGAGAGGGCGAUUUGAGGGCAUUCUUGGAGUGGAGUUGGAGGAUUUCUUCGCCUUGGAAGCUCGAGGAACAAGCCCGGACUUGAAGACUGAUCAUCUGAAGAUUCUUACUGCAGUCUCUCUCUUCUCUAUGGAGUAACUUCCCUUCACUUAGGUUUUGAGGAACCCUAGCUAUGUUUGUUUGAUUGGAUGAUUGUAUGAGUACUCUGACUUGAUAAUCUUGAGUUCAUAUUCAAUCUAUGCAUGUUUUCAUGAUCCAAUUCUGCUUUAGUCGAGAUUAUUGAUUCCGCUUUGAUCCUAUGAGAGGGAAUACCUGAUUAGGUCAAUAGAGCACCAUAGAUUGA